AUGGACAUUAAUCCUAGAAGAUGUGACACUUGGGGUCCUAUUGUUUCCAAGAUUAGAAGAAGACUUGGAGGACGACAUAAUAGACAUCUUUCUUUUGGUGAUCCUUUUUUGUGGGGCAGAGAUAAGAAGAAGAAGAAGGUGAAUUGGAUUAAGUGGGAAAAUGUUUGUUGUUCAAAGAAAGAUGGGGGUCUUGGUGUGAAGUAUUAUGGGAAAUUCAAUCUAGCUCUUCUUGGCAAAUGGAAGUGGCGUAUUUUGAAUGAGGAGAAUUCUUUACGGACUAACCUUCUUUCUUGCAGGUACGGAGAUAUUAAAAGGGUUAUACUUAGCCAUCCUUCUUUUUGUUCUAGGAGCAAGAUUUCUCUUUGGUGGAGGGAUAUUUGCUCUAUUGGUGUUUCAGACUCGGAUCAUGCUUCAAAUUGGUUUUCUUCUACUAUCUCUCUUAAACUUGGUUCCGGUCACUUUUUGGAGUUUUGGAAUGACUGUUGGAUUGGCGCUACCCCUUUUAGUUCUCUUUUUCCAGAUUUAUACCAUUUGAUGGCUAAUCGUUUUGUUAAGGUGGCAGAUAUGAGAGUUUGGUUCGGUGAUUUUUGGCAUUGGUCAUUUUGUCUGGAUGGUGCAAAUCUCGAGCAGGUCAUGGCAAGUGCAACCACGGUGCUCGGCCGCUGA
Messenger RNA from Lathyrus sativus (Indian pea), 666 nucleotides. The record is from the annotation of a GenBank genome assembly. Lineage: Eukaryota; Viridiplantae; Streptophyta; Magnoliopsida; Fabales; Fabaceae.